This is a messenger RNA of Podospora anserina S mat+, 1455 nucleotides long. RefSeq lists its product as uncharacterized. The transcript is spliced from 2 exons. NCBI's taxonomy places the organism in Eukaryota, Fungi, Ascomycota, Sordariomycetes, Sordariales, Podosporaceae. Gene Ontology annotation, molecular function: catalytic activity. The record is from RefSeq and is a predicted model, not a curated record. Bases 1 to 1455 code for a protein of 484 amino acids.
AUGUCGCCCGCUACCAUUCGCCUCGGCACAGCUUCUCCCAGCACACAAGCUAGCACUCCCGAAACCAUUGCUCAGCUGGAACAGAUCGCCCGUCGUGCCGCAUCGAAAAAGAUUGACAUUCUCCUGCUCCCGGAAGCUUACAUCGGAGGAUACCCUCGCGGAACGCACUUUGGCAGUGUCAUUGGCUCGCGCACAGCCGAGGGCAGAGAAGAAUAUCUCCGAUACUUCCAAAACGCCAUUGACUUGGGUGAUACCGUUGGUGAUGGAGCCGGUGCUGGGGAAGCAUGGAUCAAACGUGCCUUGCCGGGAGAUGCUGUCCCCGGGUCGAACGAGAACAGCAAGGAGCCUGCUGCGAACAAACGGGGUGAUGGCACCAGGGAACAACUCGAGAGAAUUGCUCGUGAAACCGGAGUAUUCAUUGUCACUGGCCUGAUAGAAAAGACCGGAGGUUCCAUGUAUUGCUCGGUUGUAUAUGUUUGCCCAAAGCAAGGAAUCAUCGGCAAGCGCAGAAAGGUCAUGCCUACCGGCACCGAACGCCUGGUAUGGGCUCAAGGCUCCCCAGCCACCCUCCGCGCAGUAAGCACCAUCAUCCGCGGCGUCCGCAUCAACCUCGGCGCAGCCAUCUGCUGGGAGAACUACAUGCCUUUGGUUCGACAAUCCCUCUACAGCCAAAACAUCAACCUCUACCUCGCCCCCACCGCUGACGGGAGAGACACCUGGCUAUCCCUGAUGAGGACAGUAGCCAUCGAAGGCCGCUGUUUCGUUAUCUCCUCCAACAUGGCCGUCCCCCCUCCUUCCAUCCCUCAACAAAUUCCCAACAGCCACCCAGACUCCUCCUCCGCCAUCCUAACCGAAGAACCCGACCACGAAAACCCCCACGACGACCACACCCCCAUCUUCUUCGACCACCACCCCUCCCCCUUCGCACCCAAACACCACAGCAACCGCCGGGCCUCAUGCCUAACAGAAGAAGGCUUUGAAAUCGCCCUCCCUCGUUCAAAAUCCCCCGCCACUCCCACCACCACCACAACCACACGCCGCGCCACCCCCUCCCCCACCCGCACAACCACCUCAACAGUAAACACCCUCUCCCCCUCCUCCAAGCGCAGAACCUCAGUCUUCGACAAAGACGGCAACGAGAUUGUGCUCUGCUGCAAAAAGCCCUCCCAUGUUACCAACUCCCAAACCCAGCCUAUGGUCCCUCCCGCUCCCAAACUGACAAACUCCAGCAGAGGGGAAUGGGUCUCCAGGGGUGGAUCAAGCAUAAUCUCCCCCUUUGGAGAGGUCCUCUCCGGUCCCCAAUGGGAGGAUAACACCGGCCUCAUCUGCACCGACGUCGACUUUGAGGAUUGCAUCAGGGGACGCCUGGACCUGGACACGGCGGGGAGUUACUCGAGGAAUGAUUCGUUCGAGUUUGGGGUCAGGGGCUUGGAUUUGAGUCCUUUGCCCUAUUGA